CGAAAUCUGGAGACAGUUGCGUCAAUCUUGGCGAUUAUCAGAAUCGGCGCGUGUUUUGUGCCAAUGGAUGCCGAAAGUUGGAGUCAGGGCAGAAUCGAUGCAGUGCUGGAAACAGUAAAGCCCAAAAUUUCCUUGGUCACCAGGAAAUGCAAUUUUGAUCUCAAGUACGCCAUUACUGCCGAAGAAAUUGAGGCGGAAUUCAAUAGAACUCAGCCGGGCGAAUUUUCAGCCCAACAUUCUCAUACGACCGAGGAUCUGGAAGAACCCAUCUACACUAUAUUCACUUCUGGGACGACUGGAAAACCCAAAGGAGUUGUCAUUUCUCAACGGAGUGUAUUCAACUAUGUUCAGAGAAUACCAUUUAAUUUAGGAGUGACGGUGACUGACCGCGUCAUGCUUCUUUUCUCCAUUGCAUUUGAUGCAUGUUACGGAGUACUGUUUAGCACCCUGUGCAACGGUGGUCAUCUGCUUCUCUCAGAAUCGGCUGGGUUUCUGCAAGACGCAGAGACUUGCACUAUAUUACCCACAACGCCCACACUACUGCACACUCUUCACGAACCUCGUCGAUAUGAGAAUAUUCGUUGUAUCUUUCUGGGCGGAGAGUCACCGAGCUCAGAGUUGGUUCGAAGAUGGUGGCUACCACAUCGCAAGAUAUAUAAUGCAUACGGCCCAACUGAAACGACAAUUUCGACGAGCAUCGCAGAACUUCGUCCUGAAAUUCCUAUAACCCUUGGAUAUCCUAUCGGCGGAUCUCAGAUGUUUCUACUCAAUGAAAGUCUAGAGGAAUCCGAUCAGGGGGAGAUAUGUAUCAGUGGCGUGGGCCUUGCUAUUGGGUACUUUAAGAACAAGGAAUUGACCGCAGAGAAAUUCAUCCAAUGGAAAGAUCAACGUAUAUACCGAACCUCUGACAUUGGAAAGCGAACGGCAGGUGGCAUUCAAUUCCUAGGCCGGGAAGGUAGCUUGGUGAAAAACCGAGGUUUCUUAAUAAAUCUCGAUUUAGAAGUCGUCCCCGCGCUACUCGGAUUUGACGGCGUACGACAAGCUGUGGCACUUAUGCAUAAAACGAAACUCGUGGCCUUUGUUAGUCCUUCCAAAUUGGAUGUCAAUAAUAUCCGUGUCCAACUUUCAGAAAAGCACGAAGAGUUUCUUGUUCCGGAUCUAAUUUUCGCUUACGAUGAACUUCCUCAAACAUCGAACGGGAAGCUCGAUACUCAAGCUCUGAAACACCGACUAGAUGAGCGAUCAGAUGCACCAAGAAGGAAGCAACAACACACCACGAAAAUAGACAUUCUGAGAGCUGCAGUAUCUGAUGCAUUAGGUUUGCCAGAACCCUCCAUACAAACGGAAUCCUCCUUUUGGGCUCUGGGUGGCAAUUCUCUCUCUGCUAUCACUUUGCUGUCUUACCUGAGGAAAAAUGAGUUCUCUAUUCAGCUUUCUGAGCUUUUCGCUCUUCCGAGUUUGGUUGAGGUGUCUGAGAGACUGCAAAGAAUUGAGACUACACUUACAAAUAUACCUCCGACGGGGGCUGCAGAUGCCUGUACGGCAAAGCCACAAUGCUCGGUGCCGAUGACGGCUGCUCAGGCAGGGAUGGUCAGAUCCAGCAUAAAAGAACCGACAGCAGGAUAUAUGCUUAUUUCGCUUGAGUUUGACGAUAUAAGCAACCAGGAUGCCGCUGCUGAAUUAAGAUCAGCCUGGCAGAGACUUCUGGCAAGGCAUGCGGUGUUCCGGACCUCUUUCGACAUUGUGAGCGGAGAGCAAAAAAUCAACGGAACUUACGAGCACGAUUGGAUGGAGCGGAUUGUUGAGCCGAGUGCUCUGGAUGACGCGGUUCAAGAAGAGUCCGCGAACUUGUUUGCCCUGACAAAAGAGCAAAACCAGAGAGACAUUUUCCGCCCCGCCAACGCCUUCCGACUAAUUACAGCUGCGGGUCGCCGCUCAAUCCUUCUUUGGAUUGUCCAUCACAGUAGGAUUGACGGCUGGUCAAUGGGAUUAAUUGUUCAGGAACUUCGAUCUAUUCUCAGAGGAGCUGUUUUGCCAGAUCCUCCUCAAUUUUCGACUUUUGCGAUCGAUCUCCAGAAUGAAAUAGGAAAGCAGAACGAGAGAGGAAAGCAAUUCUGGAGCGAGGCGAUGGAUGGUUUUCAAGAUGGGACUCCAUUACACCUCCCAACUCCAGAAGUUCCUGGCCAGAAAUAUCAGUUCGGGGAAGCAUCCUUAGAUGUUGGUAUUUCCCUGCCACACAUUCAACGAAGCGCUCGUGAUUUCGGAGUGUCUUCAGCCGUAAUAACGUACGCUGCAUGGACGCUCCUACUAGGCUGUUACACUUCCCAAGAUCAAGCUGUUUUUGGCACUGUCUUUGCUGGACGCAACUCUCCCAUACCCGAAAUAGAAAAUAUUGUCGGGCCUCUGAUCAAUACUUGUCCUUUCCCUGUCAAUAUGAGAAAUCUCAAAACGAGAGACGAGCUUUUAAAGCAUAUUCAGUCCUUGCUAUUGAAGAUUGGAGAUAAUCAGUGGUCCGCCGCUGAGGCUCUAGAACAGAUUGCAUCCACAAGUCAUUCGAGUAUAUUUGAGACAGUGUUAUUCUUGGAAUAUGACUUGCCAGGAUUUGCAAUAGAUUGGCAAGAAAAUGGUAUUACCUUGCGUAGAUUCAACCGCAGGGAUAAGCCCGAAUUUGGAUUGGUCAUUUCCAUUCAAAAUAACGAUGGAUACCUGCGCUUCAAAGGGCUCUUUGAUGAGUCUCUCUUUGAAGCGCCACUAAUUGAUAGAUUACUGAAACAUUAUAGAAACCUCUUUCUUGCUCUUAUAGAUCCAAGGGUGCAAGAGCUUUGCGAUAUCCGAGAGCGUAUGCUGGAACCUUCGGAGUAUCUCACGCUUGUGAGAAACUCUCCCACAUUUUGGGAUCCCUACUCAGGUCCUUCUUCAUUGAAAGAUCUUUUUGAGAAUGGUGUUGACCAAUGGCCGGACGCAACAGCGAUCGAGUCUCUCACACAGUCCAUCACCUACUCAGAGUUAGAUGCAGUCACCAACUAUGUUGCUACGAAGAUUUCUCGUCAUGCCUCCCUAGGGGAUUCUGUCGUUAUUGUCAGCAACCGCAGCUUGAACUGGCUAAUUGCCGUUUUGUCUGUUAUCAAAGCCGGAGCGACAUACGUUCCUUUGGAUACAAAACUUCCACUAGACAGGAUGGGAAUCAUAGUCCAGACGUCUGAUGCUAAGUUGUGCAUUUUUCCGGAUGAGUCCUGUCACAAUCUCUAUUCCACAAUAUCAUCGUCCCAAAAGCUUCUCCUUCAUGAGGUUCUAGGACAUUCAAAGCUGUUACCAGUCCCUCGUUUCACAACAUGCACGACAAAAGAUGAUUCUGCUUAUAUCAUCUUUACAUCCGGCUCCACCGGCAAGCCAAAAGGCGUUCGGGUGACCCAUGGUUCGGUACUCUCAUAUCUGUCCUACGAGCCGGCAAGGAUGCAUGCGCGCCCCGGAAGACGGCACGCUCAAAUGUUCUCCCCGGGCUUUGAUGUAAACAUUGCAGAAAUAUUCGGCACUCUUUGUUACGGGGCUACUCUAGUCCUUGUGGAUCCCAAUGACCCUUUUGCACAUGUGGGUCGCGUCAAUGCAACAAUGGUCACUCCUUCUUUUCUCUCAGUUUGUUCGCCAGAAGACUUUCCGUAUUUGGACACCAUUCUCUUCGCAGGUGAAGCGGUUCCUCAAAGUCUGUCUGAACGCUGGUCUGGUAAUAGAACCGUCUAUAACUCAUACGGGCCUUGCGAAUGCACUAUCGGCUGUUUGUUUCUACUGCUUCGACCGAGAAAGAGGGUUACGCUGGGAUACCCAAUCCCACGUGUGGGAGUGUACCUACUUAAUGCUCAGGAUCAACCAGUCCCAAUUGGGGUGACCGGAGAAAUCUGCCUGUCCGGCAUACAAGUGACUGAUGGUUACCUUGGAUCCGAAAUGGCUUCCAUCAGCAGAAGCCGGUUUGUACCGGACCCAUUUGUUCCAGGAUCUAAAAUGUAUCGGACUGGUGAUCAAGGUGUCUGGACCGAAUCGAUGGAGCUAAGAUUCCUUGGACGAGUCGAUAAUCAGGUGAAAGUGCGAGGAUACCGUGUCGAACUGGAAGAAAUUGAAAACACCCUUCGCUCAGCAUGCGCCACCGUCCGUCAAGCAGCAACUAUUGUCCAUGACGGAAAUCUCGUCGCUUUCGUGACACCUGAUGAUGUGGUCAUAGCGGACGUCCAAGAUGCAAUACGUUCGAAGCUGCCCGCGUAUGCUUGCCCGUCUACUAUUAUUGCUCUGCCACGAUUUCCUACCACAGCCAACCAGAAACUAGACAGAAAAUCACUGAAGCAAUUUAUUCAAUUAACCCCUUGUGGGUCCCGGGCACCGCUUAACAGUACAGAAAGAUUAGUGGGAGAUGUGUGGCGGGAAACAUUGAAUCUCGCUUCAGAUGUCGAGAUUGAUGCUACCGCUGAUUAUUUGGACCUCGGUGGAAAUUCUUUGCGUCAAAUUAAAAUUGCUCGGAGACUGUCCGCAAUUUUCGAAAUCAAAAUACCAAUGCGAUUAAUACUGGAGAAAACAGUGUUAUCUGACCUCGCGAGGGUAUUGGACGAGUAUCUUGCAACGAAGCAAGAGGCCCCUACCGGAGCUCCCUCGUUUCUCUCAGCAUGGCGAACUCUUCCUCAGUCAUGGGAUAAGGCUUCACAUCUGGAACAGGAAAUGUUCCAGCUUUCUUCAAGUUCGAGCAACCCGGAAACUUUCAACGUUGCUUAUACGGUCUCUAUGAGCGGAGACAUCAAACUUGAUUACCUCGAGGAAGCUAUGAAGCAGGUCUUCUUGGAACAGGCUAUUUUUGGUUCCUCAUAUCGUACUGAAGACGGCCUUUUGCGCCGAACAAAAUGCAAUACUUCUCCGCAGGUCAUCAGGAGCAAAAAUUCUCAGCCGGGCCUAAUUGGGGAAUUAGUAAAUACGCCUUUUGACCUGUCUACUGGCCCACUAAUCCGAAUCUUACUGGUCGAGGAAGACGGAUGCACUACAGUCACUUUGGUUCAGCACCAUAUCAUUACCGAUAAAGUUUCUAUCAAUAAUUUCUUCAAAAUUACUCAGAAAUACUACACGCAGCUCUUGCAGGGAAGCCUGCCUCCUCCGCGAGCCAUUGCAUCUGAGCCGAGUUAUGCUGCAUGGGCUUAUUGGAAGGCAAACUUUGUUUCGAAAUCUCCUGAUAUGGAAAAUCUUAGAUACUGGACGAAUCAUCUUGGAAACAUUCGAACGACGCCAUUCACGUCAAACGGCGCUUCACUUUCUGAUAGCCAAGGGUCAUCUACUUCAUUCACCAUCACAGACGACCCUCACUUUUCUGGCUCUUUAGAGCUAUAUGUAUCCGCUGUUUCUAUUGCACUGUGCUCUGCAGCGGGCAUCAAAGACACAGUCAUCGCCAUACCGUAUAUCGAUCGAACAGAACCAGGAACUGGUGAACUAUUAGGCUUAUUCCUGGACCGACUCCCGCUGCGCAUCAAGGUCGAUGAAGGUUGGACGGAAGCUAUUGAACCGGCAACUUCUUCAGUGCGCUCCUCAAUCCAAGGAGCUAUCGCUCAUGCAUUGCCCUACAAAAACAUUCUUAAUGCGGCUUGCGAGGGCGCGCUGUUUGACAUCAUUGUGGUUUACAAUAGGCGGGAAGAUUCGCUCUCGAGUCAAUUCAGCCUCCCAAAUGCCAAGACGGAGGAGGAGAUUCAGCUAAGACCAACGGGGGCUAAGUUUCCCCUCCUGGUUGAAUUCACUGAAACCACGGAAGGAACUGUAUGCGAAUUCGAAUAUAUGGAGAACAUAGUGAGUACUCCAGUUACUGCUCGGAUUCAAGAAAAUAUUCAAAGGGUGGUGGGCCAAUUUAUAGGGCGAAACCGAUAGAGGUUGCGCUUCCCAUUAUAGUGACAUGCUUUGGAUAUUCAAAGUAACAUUCUAGGCGGUUGACGGGUGUUCGAAGGCUUUGAAUUUAAACUUUUGAACUGUUACGCUUUCCAGAUUUUCGUAUAGAUUUUUGAUUUCUUAUGUGAUUUAGAGAAGGGAAUUCUAGAAUCAUAGAUGAAGUUCCUUGAAAUGCCUGACGUAAACUUGUAGUCUAUGGUUUUCACGUACGCUCAUAUUAAUUUAAAUGGAAUCCGCUGCC
This is a messenger RNA of Xylona heveae TC161, 6145 nucleotides long. Its product is annotated as putative non-ribosomal peptide synthetase SirP/GliP2. Bases 64 to 5886 code for a protein of 1940 amino acids. The transcript has 2 exons. Gene Ontology annotation, molecular function: phosphopantetheine binding; catalytic activity. Gene Ontology annotation, cellular component: cytoplasm. The record is from RefSeq and is a predicted model, not a curated record. NCBI's taxonomy places the organism in Eukaryota, Fungi, Ascomycota, Xylonomycetes, Xylonales, Xylonaceae. Gene Ontology annotation, biological process: amino acid activation for nonribosomal peptide biosynthetic process; secondary metabolite biosynthetic process.